Penicillium cataractarum is the source of this 1506-nucleotide messenger RNA. RefSeq lists its product as uncharacterized. The record is from RefSeq and is a predicted model, not a curated record. Lineage: Eukaryota; Fungi; Ascomycota; Eurotiomycetes; Eurotiales; Aspergillaceae. The transcript has a single exon. Gene Ontology annotation, cellular component: mitochondrion. Bases 1 to 1506 code for a protein of 501 amino acids.
AUGCAACGAACAACACCAGACGAGGCAAUGGCGACGAAUAUUUCUCGCGCCUUCUUUUUAUCGGCGACAACAAGCUCGCCGACUCCAUUUCUAUAUCAAACCCGCACCCUUGCGCCGAUUUCACUGUCAUUGCGCAGGACGUUCGAUGCUCGCGUGCGUCAAUACUCGGCCCAAAACAGAGCCGCCCACGAUUACGAGAGGUCGGAGAGCAGCUUCGCAUCUGACCAGGAUGAAUUGAGCCAGGAUUCUUCAUCUCAAAGGUCUGGCUCCGGUUCGACAUCAGAAAACCACCAACCUCGGCGAAGUUACCUCCGCCGGCGUUCUGCUUCACUAUCACCAAAAGUUCGUGGCAAGGCACAAGCCCCUUCCUCAAAGUCGACCAAAGGAUCCAGUACAGUCACGGGCCAGGAAAGAAAAGCUUUUGGAGAGCUACUCGGGCAGCUCGGCAUCGGACGCGAUGACGGAAACGCGCACGCUGGAGACGCAGAACAAACGCAGGACUUGUCAAGCGAAGGACAGGAGCGUAUAAAAGAGCUCAUGGUCAAGUUUGGCUCGAUCUUGAAAGAUGUGCAAGAGAAAAAUAAGACUUCUGCCAAAUCUAAGAGAGAAUUGCAAAAGGCAGCCGAUACCGAGGGUGGCAUACCUUUCUCUAGCGGCAACUCCAGCAGCGCAGAUGGCUCAUCAGAGGACGUGGGCGGUACGAAGCUCCGAAUUAGUGACCUCGGUUACACCGAGCCAGCUUCGGCUACCAGCGUGGAACCCGAGAUCACCAUGAGAGAAGCGAUCGAGUUUGUCGUGAAGAAGGAAUCAGAGAAGAUUGAGUUUGCGCUUUUCCAAGCAAUUGAGGAAGGUAAAGGCGAUAUGGGCCUAUGGGACGUCUGCAAAGAGCGCAUUUUCUCGGUAUUGCAACAUUUGGAUGAGGGAGCUGAGAUCACAAUGCCUGGCUCUGACAACUCAUAUGGCGCAAACGAAGCCUCUGGUACCAAACAAGCAACACCCGCAGCCGGACCUUUGAGAAUCCCCUCUGUCGUGCCAAUUGGCCCGGUCAUCACAGAGCUCUACCCAAAGACUCUUUUGAUCGCCUUCCGCUUGCUGAACACGCAUUUCCCGGAGUCGCCUCUCAUCGGCCAGUUCCGGUCGACUAUCAAGGAGCAGGGCCGCGCAUCUGCUCUCCUUGGGUCAUCCGUUGCUCUCUACGACGAAAUGAUUCACUUCUACUGGCAUGGUUGUAAUGAUCUCCCAGCAGUAGUAUCGUUCCUCCACGACAUGGAUGUGACUGGACUAGAGCCUAGUUUCAGAACCCGCAGACUGCUGAAAGAUAUCGUACGUCAGCGACAGCGGGAUAAGGAUACCCAGGAGGAGUCACUUCAUGGCCAGGAAUCGUUCUGGGAGUUCCCUCCGAACAAGAAAGCAUUUGAGGAGCUUGCUGGGCGUAAGGGGUGGCUGGAGAAGCUGAAAGCUCGCGCACGAGAAUCCCACAAGCAGCGCAGAGUCCGAUAUGCCUAA